Messenger RNA from Dothidotthia symphoricarpi CBS 119687, 2504 nucleotides. Its product is annotated as DEAD-domain-containing protein. Gene Ontology annotation, molecular function: ATP binding; RNA helicase activity; RNA binding. NCBI's taxonomy places the organism in Eukaryota, Fungi, Ascomycota, Dothideomycetes, Pleosporales, Dothidotthiaceae. Bases 37 to 2343 code for a protein of 768 amino acids. Gene Ontology annotation, biological process: mRNA splicing, via spliceosome. The record is from RefSeq and is a predicted model, not a curated record. Gene Ontology annotation, cellular component: catalytic step 2 spliceosome. The transcript has a single exon.
AUCAGCAGUUCCUGCAGCACACCAGGUCCAGCCACCAUGUCGACGAUACCUCCGCCGCCGCCUCGUCCGCUCGAGAGCAACAUCCCUCCUCCGCCGCCGACUUCCGAGCCUGGCCCACCACCACCGCCUCCGCCCGAAGAAGAGCUGGGCCCGGCGAUGGUGCAGGCGCGGAAGGCGAAGAAGGGCUGGGCGUCGCAGAAGAGGCAGCCGCCCAGCAUCGACGACAUACUCAAGGCGAAGCGCGACCAGGAAGCGGCGGCAGCAAAGCCCAAGUUCCUCUCCAAGGCCGAGCGCGAGCGGAUUGCGCUGGAGAAGCGGCAGAGGGAAGUCGACGAGGCGCGCCGGCGGCGAGAAGCCUCGGACGGGAUUGCCAAUGGCAGCACACCGCACACGACACAGGGCAGCACCAACGGGAUCUCGCAGAACGGCCACGGCCACGGCCAUGGGCGCUCCAACGGCGCACACUCGAUCCCCACGGGCCCCCGCGCGAUGCGGCCAGACACGCCAGCCGGGCCGGCGCCGCGAGAGAGGCCGCGCGACGGGCGAGAGAAGCGCGACAUGGGGCCGCCGGCGGUGCCCGAGAAGCAGGCGGGCAAGCGGGCGGCGUCGGGCGACUCGGAGGCGUCGCUGAUCCGGCAGCGGUACAUGGGCGCGGAGAAGAGCCAGUCGACCUUCUCGGCCAGCAAGAAGCGCAAGCGCACGACGGACAAGAAGUUCAACUUCGAGUGGAACGAGGACGAGGACACCAGCCUCGACUACAACCCCAUCUACCAGCAGCGCGCAGAGGCAAACUUCUUCGGCCGCGGCCGCCUGGGCGGCUUCACCGACGCCACCACCGACGAGAGCAGCCACAAGUUCAUCGACGCCAUGGUCGAGCGCGACCCCGAGUCCGGCCGCGCCCGCGCCGAGGCCAUCCUCGACAUGGAGCGCCGCCGCCGGGACGAGGGCGGCCGCGCCCAGCUCGACAAGCACUGGAGCGACAAGCGCCUGGAGCACAUGCGCGAGCGCGACUGGCGCAUCUUCAAGGAGGACUUCAACAUCGCCACAAAGGGCGGCGCCAUCCCGAACCCCAUGCGCAACUGGCAGGAGUCGGGCCUGCCCGACAAGAUCCUGAGCCUCGUCGACCACAUUGGCUACACGGAGCCCUCGGCCGUCCAGCGCGCCGCCAUCCCCAUCGCCCUGCAGUGCCGCGACCUCAUCGGCGUCGCCGUCACCGGCUCCGGCAAGACGGCCGCCUUUGUCCUCCCCCUGCUCGUCUACAUCUCCCAGCUGCCCCCGCUGACCGUCGCCAACCGCAACGACGGCCCCUACGCCCUCGUCCUGGCCCCGACACGUGAGCUGGCCCAGCAGAUCGAGGUCGAGGCCCGCAAGUUCGCCGUGCCCCUCGGCUUCAACACGGCCGUCAUCGUCGGUGGCCACUCGAUCGAAGAGCAGGCCUUCCAGAUGCGCGACGGCGUCGAGAUCAUCAUCGCCACCCCAGGUCGUCUGGUCGACUGCAUCGAGCGCCGCGUCCUCGUCCUCAGCCAGUGCGCCUACGUCAUCAUGGACGAGGCCGACCGCAUGAUCGACAUGGGUUUCGAGGAGCCCGUCAACAAGAUCCUCGACGCCCUCCCCGUGGGCAAUGAGAAGCCUGACACGGAGGCUGCAGAGGACCCCAAUCAGAUGAAGCGCGGCAUGUACAGACAGACGAUGAUGUACACAGCCACCAUGCCCACAGCCGUCGAGCGCAUAGCCAGAAAAUACCUAAGACGCCCUGCCAUCGUGACAAUUGGUAAUGUUGGUGAAGCUGUUCAAUCAGUUGAGCAGCGUGUUGAAUUCAUCGCCGGCGAGGAGAAGCGCAAGAAGCGUCUCCAGGAGAUCCUACAGAGUGGAGAGUUCUCACGACCCAUCAUCGUCUUCGUCAACAUCAAGCGCAACUGUGACGCCAUUGCACGCGAUAUCAAACACAUGGGUUUCUCUUCCGUCACCCUCCACGGCAGCAAGACACAAGAACAACGAGAAGCUGCCUUGGCUUCGCUCAAAAAUGGACACGUUGACGUGCUCGUAGCCACCGACUUGGCUGGUCGUGGUAUUGAUAUCACAGAUGUGAGCUUGGUGGUAAACUUCAACAUGGCGACUAACAUCGAGAGCUACACCCAUCGUAUCGGACGAACUGGUCGUGCGGGCAAGAGUGGUGUGGCCAUCACUUUCUGUGGCAAUGAGGAUGCAGAUGUGCUCUAUGAUCUCAAACAGAUGCUUACCAAGAGCCAGCUCAGCAAGGUGCCAGAAGAUCUCAGGAAACAUGAGGCAGCCCAGCAGAAAGGAGGCCGGAAGGGAGGCGAUAGGAAGGCGGGUAUGACGUAGAAAUGGAUGAAUGUGAAUAAAAUAAUCAUGGACAAGACAUAUAUCAAUAGGAUUGACAUUGUGUGAGUUCAAUCUUUACUAUAUAAUUUGGGCUACUCCGGGAAUUCAACAUUGAAAAGGUUGUGUCCUAUUGACAAGGUAAUAUCAUGAACUUCUUCAGU